UGACCGAACCGUCCUAGGUUUUGAUCAGACGUCCCCGAACCUCGUAGGGUUCAACGAACCACCCUGCCUACCCGCACACGCCGCACCAGUGCCAGAGGCCGCCAAGCAAAGCGCCCGCACCCGGCACGCGGCGGCGAUGGCGGACGACGUCGCCCCGUGCACCGCAUCCGGCUACCUCGACCCCUCCUACUGGGACGGGCGGUUCGGGAAGGAGGAGCACUACGAGUGGUUCAAGGACUUCUCCCACUUCCGCCACCUCCUCGCCCCGCUCCUCUCCCCCUCCCUCUCCGUUCUGGAGGUCGGCUGCGGAAAUUCGCGGCUCGGGGAGGAGCUCUUAAGGGAGGGCGUCACCGGCGGCGUCACCUGCAUCGACCUCUCGCCGGUCGCCGUCCAGAGGAUGCGCGACAGACUGGCGGAGCAGGGCACCAGUGGUGUGGAUGUGGUGGUGGCUGACAUGCUUGACCUUCCGUUCGAGAGCGAGAGCUUCGACCUUGUGAUCGAGAAAGGGACCAUGGAUGUGUUGUUUGUGGACAGUGGUGAUCCAUGGAACCCCAAUCCUACAACAGUGGAUAAUGUAACCAAAAUGCUUGAAGGUAUCCACAAGGUUUUGAAGCCAGGUGGCAAAUUUGUAUCAAUUACCUUUGGACAGCCACACUUCCGUCGUCGAUUUUUCGAAGCACCUGAGUUUACAUGGUCUGUCGAGUGGAACACCUUUGGCGAUGGCUUCCAUUAUUUCUUCUACAUCCUUCAGAAGGGCAAAAGGUCACCAGAGUCCAACAGUCACCAAGUUACAUUACCUGCUGUUCCAAGCUUCAAUAUGCUCCAUGAAGAGCUCGAAAGCGAGGAUUACAUAUUCUGCACAAAUGUUGAUGAGUUAUAAGCAGUAGCUCAAUAAGCGAGUGCGCCGGUUCGGAGGUCUUGAUGCUACGCAAUACGCAUGAAGGGGCUGACCGCUAAGCAACCCAGCGAGUGAUGCGUUUACAUGCCUUGUUGUGUGGUGAUGUAUCAUUGCGGCCCAGCAGGCUAGGGAUCUUUCUACCAUCAGAACUGACAAUAUACACCUGUUCCCAAUGUUAACCUUCUUGCGUUAUUUCGGAUUAUGAAAAAGGACCUUCAGUUAUCUUUA
This is a messenger RNA of Triticum aestivum (bread wheat), 1126 nucleotides long. Its product is annotated as EEF1A lysine methyltransferase 4. NCBI's taxonomy places the organism in Eukaryota, Viridiplantae, Streptophyta, Magnoliopsida, Poales, Poaceae. Bases 137 to 880 code for a protein of 247 amino acids. The transcript has 7 exons. The record is from RefSeq and is a predicted model, not a curated record.